This is a messenger RNA of Spodoptera litura, 5129 nucleotides long. It is a transcript of the gene Mcm2, whose product is annotated as DNA replication licensing factor Mcm2. Gene Ontology annotation, molecular function: single-stranded DNA helicase activity; ATP binding; single-stranded DNA binding. Gene Ontology annotation, cellular component: nucleus; MCM complex. NCBI's taxonomy places the organism in Eukaryota, Metazoa, Arthropoda, Insecta, Lepidoptera, Noctuidae. Gene Ontology annotation, biological process: mitotic DNA replication initiation; DNA replication; double-strand break repair via break-induced replication. The record is from RefSeq and is a predicted model, not a curated record.
AUUGACAUAAACCAGUUCGCGCGUUUUUUUGACAUUCGCAAAGUUAACCUGUUUGUUUUUUGUAACGACACAGUUUUCUCGUUAAAUUGUGUAAAAAGCUUUAUUUAGUGUUUAGUUUCCUCAAAUUGAUAGUUUAUUAAGUGAAACAAUAAUGAGUUCUCCAGCCCCAGAUACGCCGUCAGAGCGAGAUGGAGCGCGGUCUAGGAUGACGUCACCAGCGCGAGACUAUGAAAUGUUUGAAGAUGAGAGUGCUAUUCUCGGAGACAACCCUGAGGAGGAGGAAGAUGAUGGAGAGGAACUCUUCAAUGAUAAUAUGGAGGCUGAUUAUCGUCCAAUGCCAGCACUAGAUCGAUAUGAUGCGGAGGACUUGGAUGAAGAUGACUAUGACCCCAUGUCAAUACAAGACCGAGUGGCUGCUGAGCAGGAGUUGAGACGAAGGGACAGAGAAGAGGGCCGCAAUAGAAGAGAUGAUCGUGAUCUGUUGUAUGAUGAAUCAGAUGAAGAAAGCACGGGUGCUCCGCGGGCGAAGCGCCGUCGUGCUGCAGAGAAAGCUGCCAUGGGUACUGAUGAACAAGUGGAGGAGGGAAUUGAGAGUAUUGAAAACUUGGAAGACACUAAAGGGUAUACCACCAAGGAGUGGGUCUCUAUGCUGGGACCCAGAACCGAGAUUGCUAACAGGUUCAAGAACUUCCUCCGCACAUACACCAACAGUAAGGCCCAGUUUGUGUACAAGGAGCGCAUCCGUCGCAUGUGUGAGCACAACCAGGCGUCCUUCCAUGUCGAGUUUGAUGUACUGGCUCGGAGAGAACAGGUCCUGGCGUACUUCUUGCCUGAAGCUCCUUUCCAGAUGUUGCAGAUUUUUGAUGAGGUAGCAAAAGACAUAGUCCUACAAAUAUUCCCAAGCUACGAGCGAGUCACCUCAGAGAUUCACGUACGCAUAUCAGACCUCCCACUCAUAGAAGAGCUAAGAACAUUCCGGAAACUUCAUUUAAACCAACUUGUGAGAACAGUGGGAGUAAUCACAGCCACUACUGGAGUCCUACCUCAGCUGUCCGUAGUCAAAUAUGAUUGUAAUAGGUGUGGGUAUAUUCUGGGUCCAUUUGUUCAGACUCAAAAUUCUGAAGUCAGACCUGGAUCUUGUCCGGAAUGUCAGAGCGCUGGACCUUUUAUGGUAAAUAUGGAACAAACCGUAUACCGUAACUACCAGAAGGUCACAAUCCAAGAGUCUCCAGGCCGCAUCCCCGCCGGUCGUAUCCCAAGAAGCAAGGACUGUAUACUGUUGGCUGAUCUCUGUGAUAGGUGCAAGCCGGGAGAUGAAGUCGACCUCACUGGGAUCUAUACUAAUAAUUAUGAUGGAUCGCUUAAUACUGAACAGGGUUUCCCAGUAUUCGCAACAGUGAUAAUAGCGAACUACAUAGUAGUAAAAGACUGCAAGCAUAUUGUGGAGUCCUUAACUGAUGAAGACGUGGCCACUAUUGUCAAGUUGUCCAAGGAUCCACGCAUUGGAGAGCGGAUAGUACAAAGCAUUGCUCCUUCUAUAUUCGGACACGAUUAUAUUAAACGAGGACUUGCUUUAGCACUGUUUGGUGGGGAGCCGAAAAAUCCAGGUGAUAAGCAUAAAGUGAGAGGUGACAUCAAUGUUCUUAUAUGCGGGGACCCCGGUACUGCUAAAUCACAAUUCUUAAAGUACACCGAAAAGAUCGCGCCCAGAGCAAUCUUCACAACAGGUCAGGGCGCCAGUGCAGUCGGUCUAACAGCUUAUGUCAGGAAAAAUCCCACUACCAGAGAUUGGACCUUAGAAGCCGGUGCGUUAGUACUAGCAGAUCGUGGAGUGUGCCUUAUCGAUGAGUUCGACAAAAUGAACGACGCAGACCGCACCUCUAUACACGAGGCUAUGGAACAACAGUCUAUUUCCAUCUCCAAAGCCGGUAUUGUAACGUCACUACACGCUAGAUGUUCAAUAAUAGCGGCCUCCAAUCCUAUAGGCGGUCGUUACGACGCGUCGCUAACGUUCUCUGAGAACGUGAACCUGUCUGAGCCAAUCCUGUCACGUUUCGACGUGCUCUGUGUUGUAAGGGACGAGGCAGACCCUAUGCAAGAUGCUCAUCUCGCGAAAUUCGUCGUAUCGUCUCACAUCCGCCACCACCCGACCCAGCGCGGCGCCACGCUAGAGGACAGUAACGCGCCAGACCCUGACUUUGUAUUGCAACAGGAUCUACUUAAGAAAUAUAUCGUCUAUGCCAGGGAGAAUGUUCAUCCUAAGCUACAGAACAUGGACCAGGACAAAGUAGCGAAGAUGUACAGUCAGCUCCGACAAGAAUCUCUGGCUACAGGCAGCUUGCCAAUCACAGUCCGUCAUAUUGAAUCUGUGAUCCGUAUGAGCGAGGCUCACGCCCGAAUGCACCUGCGUCCGCAAGUAUCGGAGGAGGACGUCAACAUGGCCAUCCGCACAAUGCUGGAGAGCUUCGUCGAGACACAGAAAUACAGCGUCAUGAGGGCUAUGAGACAGACAUUCCAAAAAUACCUAUCAUACAAGAAGGACCACAGCGAGCUCCUAUACUACAUACUACGCCAGCUAACAAUGGACCAGCUAGCCUACAUGAGAGGAUUACAUAAUCAUUCCCAGUCUACCAUUGAAAUCUCCGAGAGAGAUCUUCUAGAACGAGCCAGGCAGAUCAACAUCAGUGAUUUGAAACCCUUCUAUGACAGUAGAAUCUUCAAAAUGAACAGUUUUACUUACGAUGCGAAGAGAAAGGUCAUUGUUCACGUCUUACCUGAUACACCGACUAGUGCCUCUUCGUAGGUUUUUAAGGGGUGUAGUGCCUUUCGUAUGCUGCAAAGUGCAUUUUUUACCAUUGUUUGAUUCAUUGAAUGCGAUUUGUCUAAAAGUUCCUAAAAAUAUUUCAGCGAUAUAAUUAGAUUUCGCUCUGUAAUGGAUGUCUCCAUUCAUCUUAGUGUGUUUUGGCGCGCCACAGAAAAUGUUAGGUAUGUGUAUUACCUCUGUAAGCUACGAUGACGGCAUGCGAAAGGUUAAAUCUAAUUAUAAAAAGAAACCAGUGUUCAGAUGCUAUAAAUAUAUCUGAAUAAACUUAAUCCUCAUGGAAUCAUUAUACUGAUUUGUGUGAUAGAUACUUUGUGGAUUGGCGAAUGUAUGUGUCUUUAAGAAUCUCAGACAUUUUCCCGCUAAAAUAUCUAUCGCUGGUUUACUUUCCUAGGUUCAAACUUAACAGUCAGCUGUAUUAUAUUUAUGUUUGUAUUUUGAGGAAAUCGCCAACCCGCAUUAAGCAAGCGUGGUGAUUAAUGCUCAAAUCUUUGCCGUGUGCGACGAGGCCUUUGGUCAGCAGUGGCUGUUGAUGAUGAUGAUUUUGAAUUAAUAUCAGUUUAAGUUGGUUAUAUAGAUAUAGAUAGGCUGUUGAUGAUGAUGAUUUUGAAUUAAUAUCAGUUUAAGUUGGUUAUAUAGAUAUAGAUAGGCUGUUGAUGAUGAUGAUUUUGAAUUAAUAUCAGUUUAAGUUGGUUAUUUCCGUUAUAGUUAUAGCAUUAGGUAUGCUAUAACUUUCCAAAACUGAUUUCACUCACGAAAUGUAAAGAUAAAUAAAAAAUCCUCCAAUCCACAAAGUAUCAUAAUCACAAUAUUCACCCACCCACCUUUAAAAUAUCACUACAAUAAAAGCUUUAAACAUAACAAUCAUUUUCUUUAGUUAUUAUUAUAAUUGUAAUGUGUAAUUAAUUUUAAGUUUUUAUCUCUUAACUUUUUCUAUUAUGUUUGUCUAUUAUUAUUAUUUUUGGUUACUCGAGUAAAAUACUUAUUAUGUAUAAUGAGUUCGUCGUAUCGACGAAUCUCAGUUGUGACUUCCUUCAAACUGAUAAAACUUUGUAUUUGAAUCCAUUCAUGUAGGUACUCUUUUAGUAGUAUUAGGUACAAAAAACUAUAGCUUUUCUUGCCGAUUUUCAAUCUAACAAAAUUAAAAGCACCUAUGUCAAGUACUAACCCAGUUUAUCGAAAUACAUGGUACCACCCAUAAGUAUGAAGAGCUUCACAUCAAGCUUCCUUGUGCGCACUGCUAAGGAGUGGAAUUCUUUGCACGAGUCUGUGUUUCCUGGAGGGUAUAACCUUGGUGUCUUCAAGGCACGAGUGAAUAGGUUGCUUCUGGGACGACGUGCUCCAUCGUAGACCGCAUCAUCGCUUUCCAUGAGGCGGGAUAGCGGUCAAACGUCGGCCCAUCAAAUAUAUAAAAAAGAAUGGUAUACUUGAUACAAACAAUCAAAAAUAGUUUACUCAUAAUUUCAAAUCAAAGAAAAAAUAAUCUCUUUAACAAAAAGUCCAAACCAACAUUUACUAAUUAUUUACAUUCUAUCAAGUUACAUGCGAGGGUAUAGAUCCAAUGUACCGCCCAAAAAUAAUACACGAUCGAACAUCUUCGAAAUAGAGAAACCCCAACCCUUGUGAACUAGGUCAUCUAAACUCGUACAGUAUUGUCGUCUUCUUCAGAUUCUAGGCUACCUAAAAUUAUCUACUAAGUUAGAAAUCGGUCAGAUUAGGUACAUCGGACCGCUUUCUUGCUUACUUGACUGCAACUUAGAAGAAAUACCAUUUUGAUAAUUUUUUUUUUUCAAGAGAUAGGUACUUAGAAAUUUGAUUUUUUUGACGAUGACAUCAUCUUUAUUAAUGUACACUAAAUUAUUUACUUUUCAAUUAUUGUGAUUAAAAUAAAAUCACUAGUGUAAGAUUUAUAUGCAAUCCAAGCACCUAUGUUGAAACUAAUAGUUGUCUUUUUUACAAACACAUGUACGGAAUCGAUGUGUCCCUAAAGAAAAGGGUGAAACCUAUUGCAAUUGUAAUCAUCACCUAUAAUUAUGUAUUUUUAAGACUAAAGUGCCUUUAGUUAGUACAAACUCGAAAUUUGACCUAUUUAAGUUGUUAAUUGUAAUGUUUUUUGAUAAAUCAAAGGUUUCAAUUUGUGAUUUUGAAAUAAACAGAUUAUUGUAACCAAUUUAUCUUUUUACUUUAUUUUCCAAUUGAUAUAGGUCCUAGAAAAUAUUAUCCCAAAUUCUGUAUCAAAAUAGCACCUCCGCUGUGGACCUUGUGGAUAGAAGCUUUGAUUUUUGAGCAGUUAAACCAUGUAAAAUGU